Messenger RNA from Linum trigynum, 1125 nucleotides. The record is from the annotation of a GenBank genome assembly. NCBI's taxonomy places the organism in Eukaryota, Viridiplantae, Streptophyta, Magnoliopsida, Malpighiales, Linaceae.
AUGGGGCGGAAACGGGAUGGAUUCAUUUCAAUAAUAUUCCUGGUUUUGAUCGUUGCCGAUGUUUCCAGCGCGGCGAGGCUCUCCGGCCUCCGGAAGAAGUUGGCCGGAUUGGUGACUCCUCAGGAUUCCGGCGGAGCCCAAGUCUCUCCGUCGCCGACUCCAAAUCCUGAAGUGGUUGAUAAAAAUAAGGCAACGAAUGAUAACACGACCGCAGGUAAUUCAAAUGUUGUGGAGAACCCAGCAAAGGAAAACCCGGUAACUCCAACUACAGCGGAUAAUUCAACCACGAAAACACCCGAGAUGCCAAAACCAUCGGCAAAUCCAACCCCCGUCGGCUCCAAUAGCACAGAAACACCUGCUCCUCCUCCUAAGAGUACCCGAGGAGCCGAGGAGGGUGGGAAGAAGGACGAAGAGAAGAAGACAGAUACGAACAAAACAGUGCCCCAGCAGCAGCAGCUGGAGGGUGGAGAAAAUUGUACAGGGUUGCCUACGAGGUGUACUGACCAGAAUUCCUUGGUUGCUUGUUUUCUUCGUUUUAAUGAGGAGUCAAGGAGAUUUGUUGUUCUAGUGCAAAAUAUCGGAGAACAAAAUUUGAGUGUGGAUCUCUCUGCUCCAAAUCCAUUGGACGAUUCAUCAAUUCAAAUCGGCAAACAUCAAAGUACAAAGGUUAAUUUACAAGUUGGCAAAAGUGACCAAGUAAUUUUAAAAGCAGGGAAUGCAGAAUGCGUUCUCCACAUGGACCCCGGAUUGAUUCAGACUAGUCAGGCAGGGAACUUUGUCUUCCGUCUCCCUUCUUACAACAAGCUAUUGACCCCUGUCAACGGUGCAUACCUACUGAUUCUCACAGUGGUUCUAUUCGGUGUAAUAUGGGGUUGUUGCUGCUUGUUUAGGAAGGGCAGAGUAGCACAGGGCGAAUUGCCUUAUCAAGAACUCGAGAUGGCUGCCCCAGAUAACGAGUUACCUAACGAUCUGGAAACGGCAGAAGGUUGGGAUGAUGGUUGGGAUGACGACUGGAACGAUGAUAACUCAGUCAAGUCGCCAGCUGUACGAGGGAGCAUCUCCGGCACUGGCCUCACUGCUAGAUCUUCAAACAGAGACUCAUGGGAUAACAACUGGGACGACUAG